Molecule: messenger RNA, 2799 nt
Organism: Nothobranchius furzeri (turquoise killifish)
Lineage: Eukaryota; Metazoa; Chordata; Actinopteri; Cyprinodontiformes; Nothobranchiidae
Source: RefSeq, a predicted model, not a curated record
AUGGGCUGCAGCAAGCCGAGGGAGAUCCUUCUGUACACGCUGAUGUCUCAAGUGACACAAACCCAACUCCAUCACCAGCUACUUUGUAGAACAAUAAACCUAACAGGCCAAAGAGCUAGAACUUGGAUUGAAGAGACUAGCAACAAGUGGCCAGCCUUCUGGUCUGAGAACGUGGCAUUGCUCUACCUGAAAGCUGGUGUGUCUUCGACCCUUCGAACUGCUUUUGUUCCUACUAUCCUGAGGUAUGAUGGAGACACAUCAGGAGAACAGGAAGUCUCCCAGAAGACGUCACUUCCUUUCCAGGGUGUUCGAACAUUCACUUGUUACACGGUGGAGAUUGAGCUGAGAAGAAACAGGGAGAAAACGAGAGAGAGAGAUGCUGAUUCUGCUGGUUACCAUGGAAACAAGCCCCUCCCUCUCAGAGCGGCAGUAGGGUGGAGCAGCAGACAGACCGCAGCAGCAGGAGCAGCAGAAGGAGGAGUGAUGAUGGAUGGAGAUUCGAUUCCCAUCAAAGAUGGCCCUGCCCAGGAGGAGCAAAGGAUGAUGGGAGGUAAAGCAGCUGGAAAAGAGCCAACUGAUGCAGCUGUGAAGGGCUCCGGAACAGCAGGAGGCAGCAGAGCUGCAAAGAUGAUCUCAGCCAAGAGCACAGAGUCUGUCGACAGCGUCAACAGUCCAGGAAGUCGUUCACCUGCCAGCAGAUCAUCAACUCCCAACAGAGAUGUGCGGAAGGUGGCUGUAGUCCGGACCCCACCCAGGUCUCCUGGCUCAGCUCGUGGCCGGACACCCCCUCUGUCCUCUCACCCAAUGCCCAACCUCAGCAAUGUGAAAUCUAAGGUGGGAUCCACUGAAAACCUGAAGCAUUCACCUGGAGGGGGCAAGGUUCAGAUUCUCAAUAAGAAGCUGGAUCUCAGUAAUGUGACAUCAAAGUGUGGCUCCAAAGACAACCUUCAUCACAAACCAGGUGGAGGGAAGGUGGAAAUCAAGUCAGAGAAGAUGGAUCUGAAAGAUGUUCAAUCUAAAGUUGGGUCUCUGGAGAACGUAACUCAUGUGCCAGGGGGAGGAAACAAAAAGAUUGAGAGCCACAAACUAAUGUUCAGAGAAACCGCCAAAGCUCGAACCGACCAUGGUGCUGAUAUCAUCGUCCAGGCUGACUCCUCCCCCCACCACCUUAGCAACGCUUCCUCCCAUGGAAGCCUUAAUGCUGCUGAAGCUCCUCCUCUUGACACCUUGGCCGAUCAGGUGUCUGCGUCCCUUGCCAAACAAGGCCUGUGAUUGGACAAACUCUGAGCCUGCAGACUCUGCCACUAUCCCCAUUUCCAAGGAAACUGUUUAAUGGAAGAAGAAAAAAACCAUUAUCCUGGUUUUUAAUUUAUAUUCUCGUCAGAAAUCCCAGUGCUGGUUGGGGAGAUUUUAUGACUGUGCAAACAGCAGGUGAGCCUAUUCAGGCAAUCCAAGGUUAGAAAACAAUCCUCAGUUGGACUCGGGCCUUCCUGCUUAGCUCACUCAAAGCUGACUGGAAUUCCUGGGGAUGUUUUAUGUUUGAUCCGGUAAACUUCAGUUCUGAUUAUGGAAUGUUUGUUGAAAUUCUAAAAAACCUUUUUAAUCAGUAGCUGAACUUACAUUUGCCAUCUUGUAAUUUUUUUUCCUUUUGAACUAAUCUAGGUACUGUGAUCAAAUAGCUCUUGUUGGCAUGGAAACAAAAAAUGUAAAACUGUUUCAGAACUGCAGCUUAAUUUUUUUAAAUGAUUAUUUAAAAUACAAAAUGCAUCUCUGUGUUUAUGAGGAGAGGGCUCCACAUAAAUCUCUGAGGUUUGUGUUUUCUCAGGUGAUUCCUUCAGGUCAUGACACUCUGAACUAAGGCGAACACAGAGUCCAUUUUAACUUCUUGCUAACCUAGACAAGCUGCUCAUAAAAUCCCUCCAAUCACAGAAAGCCUAAGUUUGAUGUGAACUUUCUCAGCCAAUCACCAUGUGCUAUUGGUCCUGCUAUUACCCGUGUGUCACAUUAGAACUGGGUUGAGUUCCAACGUUCCUCCCAGACGGUUUGUGAACAAGCAGUUGUCAACAUGCAACAUGAUUGUCUUAUGGGCCAUUCCCAUCUGUACCGGGUCGGUCCGGGCCGGGUAGCCCCAGUCGGCCCCAGCCUGGCCCGGUUGAUUCCACACAUCCUUGUCUUAAGCCUAUGUGGGCUGAUUCUACCCACCAAUCAGAGGCUUGCUCUAAUGGAAGGUGUGAAUUUGCUGUCAGCAGUGGGUGUGUUGGCCCUGGUCGGCCUGAAGCAGACCCCCUCGAGAAGAGGGCUGAGAAUGAGCCUUGGUUGGCCCGGAAAAAUACCAGGCCACCCAGAUAUGUAAACAACCUACGCUACCCGGCCUGGGCCGACCCGGUCAGAUGGGAAUGGCCCAUUUUUCUCUAAAUAAGAUUUUGGCUUCUGUUCAAAAUACACACACAAAAAAACUGCAACAUUUGAAAAAAAAAUGAAUUUUAACAAUAAUAUGCAUAGAAAAAAUGUUUAUGCAAAAAAGUCUAAUUAAAUAAGGCAAGUUUGUAAAUUUAUUGAAUCAUUUAAACGAACAAAAAAAAAUUUUAGGCUCAAAACUUGAAAAUCUCUAAUUGGGACAAAAUUUCCAUAAAUAAGCGGUGGGUUAGAGGGAAGAGCUGUUGUCUGGUCAGCGUGACUCACGUCGGGUAAUAACAGGCCCCUUCCUCUCAUGAUCCAGAAUGCUGCUUGAUACUUGGUGCCGCUCUGUCUCUGCCUGUUAAAAGUUAUCUGUAUCAAUAAAGUUUCUUUCUGCUCCAA